This is a messenger RNA of Blepharisma stoltei, 3486 nucleotides long. The record is from the annotation of a GenBank genome assembly. NCBI's taxonomy places the organism in Eukaryota, Ciliophora, Heterotrichea, Heterotrichida, Blepharismidae.
AUGCAAAAUAGGGUCGACAGUGCACGCAAAUACUUAACUUUGGUUAGAAAUAAAUUCAAAGAGAAUGGCGAAAAAUAUGAGGAGUUCCUUCAAAUCAUGAAAGCUUUUAAAGAGCAAAGGUAAAAAUUAUGCAGGAUGGAUACUGAAGCUGUAUGCAAGCGCGUUCAAGAACUUUUUAAAGGCCACCGAGUUCUUUUAUUAGAGUUCAAUAAGCUGAUUCCUCAAAACUACCGAAUUUCUAUAGAGUCCCGCCCUCAUUAUAAUGAAGCAAUUGACUAUAUGCGCCGAGUUAAAGAAGAAACGAAGCAUGACCCUGCAAUUUAUGAGGAGUUUAUAAGGAUCCUUAAGCUCUACCAAAACAAAGAGAUGUCCCUUGACGAUGUCAACAACUCAGUAAAAAAACUGAUGGUGGAUUUCCCUUCCCUUAUAGACUCCUUCAAAGCAUUCUUACCGAAUUACUAUGACGACUCUUCAUCAGAAGAAAAAGAGGAGCCCUCCUAUUCCAAGCCUUCUAAAAAGCGCAAAGAAAUAGUUCCUACCGCCACUUUAACAGUCGAAAAAUUAGUAAUUGAAGAAAUCGCUGAGCCAAUAGGGAAAAAUGAAGUCAUUUUUUUUACAAAACUCAAAAAAGUCCUCGAUUGUAAUUCCCAGCCAAACACUGAUUAUUUCUUAGAGUUCAGCCAAGUUUUUCAGUUGUAUACUGACUGCAUCAUUACGAAAGUUGAGCUGCUAAAAGUGGUUGAGCCUCUGUUUAAAUUAACAGACUAUCAUAAGUUUUUAAACCCCAGAUCUCCAGGGGUAAGAAGGUACCAAAAAGAAGAAAACCCUGAGCUCCUUCAAUUCGUGCAGCAUCAGCUCAGUGAUUUCUUCGAAACUUUGAAAGCAACUGCAACAAGCCGUGAAAGCAAUAGGAGAAAGCAUGGAUGAUUUUUUAGGCCUCUUUCAGACUUCGAUACAGGAAAAGCAAAAAGAAAUGGUCAUAGCUAUUUGCAAGUGCAAAGACCUUCAAUAAAACGCCAUAGAGUUUACCCAUAUGACAGCAAAUGAAUUUCUGUGCCUUAUGGGUCUGAAGAUUUCUCAUUCAGAAAUUUCAGGAAGAACGCUUUUGAAGACGCACUGUUUAAAUGUGAAGACGAAAGGUAUGAACUUGAUAUGACAAUCGAAUGCGCAUUGUUUACACUAACUCCCCCCCCCCCCUCCGUGAGCGAACAAAACCAUUAGAAAAAUCGCCAUUUUUUGACCAAAAACCCACCCUCCGUGAGUGAACAAAAAUAUUUUUAAUAGAAAAAAUUUUAAUAGAAAAAAUUUUGCUAUAUAAGUGAUAAUUAGUAUAAUGAAAUCUAGAGCUAAUUCUGUUUAAUUUUAAACAAAUUGCGUUUUAAAACAUAAAUUUUGCAAAUUAAAUUAGUAUUUGCUUCCCAUUUUUGCAAAUUAGGAUUUUUUUUUAAAUUUCGAAAAAAAUAUUUUUUAUAAAAUUUAUAUAUAAAUUGUUUUUAAAAAAAAAAAUUAACCCCCCUCCGUGAGUGAACAAAUUUUUUUGUUCGCUCACGAAGGGGGGGGGGAGUAAGGAUGCUUGAAAGUGCAGAAAGUAAAAUGAAAAGUUUGCCAAUUGACCAGCAAAAAACGUUCCAAUUAGAUGAAAAGUUUAUGGCAAGUUUAAGGCUCAGAUCAAUUCAAAGUAUUUACUCUGAGCACGCUUCUAAAAUAGUAGAAACGUUAAAAAUUAAUCCAGCAAGGGCGUUGCCUGUAGUUAUCGCAAGGAUUAAAAGCAAAGUAGAUGCUUGGAAAAAUAUAAGUAAGCCUGAAAGCGAUAGAACUUGGGACGAAACUAUAGAAAAAAAUUUCUAUAAAUCUCUUGAUCAUAGAUCUUUUUACUUUAAGCAGAAUGAGAAGAAAAUGAUGAAUCCAAAGUCCUUUUUAAUGGAGGCUAAAUCGAGGUCAUUAAAUUUGGCAGCAAAAAAAUCACAGCUCAGAAAAUAUUUAGAAGAUAAAACAAUAGACCAAGACUAUGACAUAAUCGGAGGGUCACGAAACCAGGUGUUUUUUAACUCUUUUGCAGGGCUUUCUGGAGCAGUUUAUCACAAACUCCCUGAGAAUUUUGCUGAUGAUAUACUUUUGGAGUUUAAAGAACUUGAUAUGCCAGAUCAUGCACUUACAUCUAACAAUGGAAUAGAAUAUGCAACUUUACCUCAAUUUCGGCUUCUGUUCAACUAUCAGCCAGUUUUAAAUGACGCUCUCAGGAUUUUGCUGUAUGCAGCAGAAAAAUCAAAUUUAUCUGGAAAAGAAAAAAUAAACCAAUGGGUCACAGUAUUAUUCCAAGACUUUUUGGAACUUAGCCUUCCAUCAGAUAUCGUCAAUCACAAAGUUGAGGAUUUUUUUGAGAGCAUUCCAGAAGACGAAAGCCAGAUAAUUCCUAAUAAUUAUGAGGACAUUGAAAUGACAAAGAAAAUCAUUAGUAAAUGGAUUGACCCUGAAAACUCCCAAGAGAUUGAAAAAGACGACAAUUCUGUGUCUGAUCUUGGACACGACCCAAUCUCACUGAAAAAAGACCAAUCUUUUGCAGCGUUUAUUCCGUUAAUGAAGAAACAUAAUAUUAUGUAUUGUCCAAGCACAGUUUAUUGCUUUUUGAGAUUCUUCUUUGUGAUGUAUGAAAGACUCUUAAAGGUAAAAAUGGUUUUAAAUCAAGAAGCCAAAGAAAAUCCGCCUAUUGAGACAGGUGAAUAUCAUUUUACAGACCAGGCACAAGCAGAAUAUUUGGGAUUUUUAAAAUCUGUUUGUUUGGUUUUGAAGAACACCUAUGAUAGUGCAAAAUUCGAAGAUAAAUGCAGAAUGCUUCUGGGAAACGAUGCUUAUGUGCUUUUUACCUUCGAUAAGCUUGCAGUUUACACAGCAAAGGCUUUGCAUGCUUUAGCCCAUGACGAAAUCGCAACAAAAUCCUUGCCUUUCUUUCAAAGAUUUAGCAGAUCUAAGCUAAAUGAAGAAGUGUAUAUGGCAGAUUUCUUGAGAAGCGUCCCAAGCCACCAACUCUUCAGACUUCACUGAAACGUGGAUUUCAAAAUUUUGUGCAUCACUUAUAUAGAAAGUCCUUAUGAAAAACUUCAGGAGCCUGGAAUAAAGCACUCCUUGAAGUAUGCAAAAGAAUUCACAAACGAAAUUUGUGAAACAUCAUUAGAAGAUGAGUUGAAAUUUCUGUUUGAAAGGCUUGACAUUUAUUAUCAGCAUUAUAAUAUAACACAAAAUGAUGUUGCAAAUCAAUUGGAGUUUAUGAAUGGGAUAAAGAUUGGGCUGUAUGAAAGUUCGCUUAAGAUGCAUUUCAUUCCUGAGCACGAAGAGCAUUUAUUUAACACAAAAUUUUACAAAAAUCAUUUACUUUUAGCAACAGAGGAAGAUACGUAUAUAUGCAAAGAUAAAAAUUCUUACAUUCAAAAAUUGACAGAGAUAGGCCAAAUGAAGUUCCAGAAGUGGAGAGAGACUAAUCAAAGAUAA